Oncorhynchus gorbuscha (pink salmon) is the source of this 1186-nucleotide messenger RNA. RefSeq names its product coiled-coil-helix-coiled-coil-helix domain containing 1 (gene chchd1). NCBI's taxonomy places the organism in Eukaryota, Metazoa, Chordata, Actinopteri, Salmoniformes, Salmonidae. Gene Ontology annotation, cellular component: mitochondrial ribosome; nucleoplasm; mitochondrion. Bases 184 to 555 code for a protein of 123 amino acids. The record is from RefSeq and is a predicted model, not a curated record. The transcript is spliced from 3 exons. Gene Ontology annotation, biological process: mitochondrial translation. Gene Ontology annotation, molecular function: RNA binding.
ACUACAGUAACAGCAAUAUACGACCAAAGAUGGCGCCCCACGUUUGUCUCUUGUGAGGAAAUGUUGUUAGAGAAAAUACUAUUUCACGGAUCUAGGCAGUUUUGCGAUAGUUUAUUGUGAAAGCAAGAUAUUACAUUUAUAUUUUCGCUAUUUACGUGUGAUAAUUGUAUUGUGCAAGCCGCAAUGGCGAUGCAAGGUGGGACUGCACUUCAGGAGAAGGUCAGUCGGAUGUUGAGCAGAAAGCAUAAAAAGCCCGUUCUGAAACCCAACAAGCCGCUUGUUCUGAAAGAUGAGGUCGCCAACAGGAAAAUAAAGAAAGGGGAGGCCACAUGCGUCACAGAGAUGUCCAUGAUGAUGGCGUGCUGGAAGCAGAACAACUUCGUCGACACCCUCUGCUCCAAUGAAAUGCAGUCCUUCUAUAAGUGUGUUGAGAAAGCCCAGAUUGCAGUGAAAAACAAAUCGGAGCAACACACCAUCGGCCAGAGUGGACGCCUUCAACCCAAACAAGCUACUAUCCUGCUGAAAAGAUACCCCAACUUACACGUAGAAAUCUAGGACUACUCCCAGCCCUACUACUACGAUGUAUUAAUUGUGGGCCAGAGAAUCUUAACCACCCUGCCCACUGUCCUCUGUUAUCAUGCUUGGCCUUUGUGGCCAACUGAGGUCUCUGCUAGUUCUUACGGUAAAGAGGAAGUCUCUUAGAUCACAGAAACAUCACCAACGUUCCACGAAUGCUAGACGUGAUUCAUCAACAAAGUGAAUUAAGUGGAUUUAUUGUGCUGCAGAUGCACUUCUUGUGAUUGCCAUAUUAAAUUGAGUAUGCUGUUAUAGGUCAUCAAAUAAAACAGUACCAUUAAAAUGGCUUCAGUCACAAAAGAAGAUUCCUACGAAUAUGUAACUUCACUCAUUGUCUAGUAUUUUGAAGAGCAUUUUCAUUACGCAUUCAGUUAUUGCUAUAUUAUUGCAUGGCUUUUUAAGAUGCCCUAUUAAUUUACAUUUCUCAAAUAACGAUCAAGGACAUUUGUUUUCAUAACUUGACAUGAUAUCGUGUGUGUGCCCUGGAUGAAAUAUAGUGUGACUGACUGUUAUCUCAGUGUCCUGAGUUGACUCCCAUAAAAUGUAUUUCCCUUUAAAAAUGAUCUAAAUAAAUCCAUACUGUACAGACAGUGGUUGCUAACGAUAUUAA